This is a messenger RNA of Penicillium antarcticum, 468 nucleotides long. RefSeq lists its product as uncharacterized. Lineage: Eukaryota; Fungi; Ascomycota; Eurotiomycetes; Eurotiales; Aspergillaceae. The coding region runs from base 1 to 468 and encodes 155 amino acids. The record is from RefSeq and is a predicted model, not a curated record. The transcript has a single exon.
AUGUUCAAAAAGCCACUACCAGCCCUAGCGCUGCUCAUACAUGCCUCGACGCUGACAUUCGCUGCGGAUACUGUUCAAAUUGGAUACUACGCCGGUCUCGUUGGCAACCUUCCCGGACCUGAACCGAGCCUAGGGUGUGGCCUUUGGGCACAGGUAACUGAUGGGCAAACCACAGCCCUAGCAGACUUUGUUUCUAGUGGAGGGGUGCCUUCGGACAGUUGUCCAGCGGCUGAUCUAUCUCUCUUCUGCUCAAGAUGGGGAUGUCCAUUUGUUAUGACUUUCGACCAAGUCCUGGCUCUCACUGUCGAGUCAGAUAACUCCGGCGACAAGUCAAUUACUGUUUCAGCUACCGGUCUUAACGGUCCGACUGCCACAGUAACAUGCCCCUGGUCUAUAGAGACUAUCUCCAAGGAUUCGUCUGGUUCUCUCUAUCAGACGUGGUUGUGUGACCUUAGCGCGCUCGGGUGA